AUGGAAGCAAUUUUGCGUCCCAGCCUGAACAACAACUAUGUAAACAAGUCCCCGGGGGCUUCACUCUCAGACGGGGAAGCGCGAUCUUCUGGUCAAAGGCCUCAGGUUAUAAUUCGUGAGAUGCGAUGGAUUGUGGCCAUGGGGUUCAUCACCUGUGCAGCUGGUAUUGCGGCCUGGAAAUUCGACAACGUGCACUGUAGUGAUCUCGUCCGGUGGAGACAUCAGGUGGGAUUGCCAUGGGGAAUACUUCUCGAAGGCCAUGGGGCACCUGAUGACUGGGCUGGGUGUGAACUACUUUAUCACCUGGGGUAUUUGGCUUAG
Molecule: messenger RNA, 321 nt
Organism: Fusarium musae
Lineage: Eukaryota; Fungi; Ascomycota; Sordariomycetes; Hypocreales; Nectriaceae
Exons: 2
Coding region: 1-321 (106 amino acids)
Biological process (GO): ceramide metabolic process
Cellular component (GO): membrane
Molecular function (GO): hydrolase activity, acting on carbon-nitrogen (but not peptide) bonds, in linear amides
Source: RefSeq, a predicted model, not a curated record